GAGUGGAAGGUGCCCACGAUCGGGGACGCGUAUCAGUUCACUACGAAGAUGCUACUUCAGCGGGCUGGGUCGGCCUUUGAGUCUGAAAGCGGGCGACUUCGAGAGUUAGUGGUGUUGGUUUAAUCGAGCGUGGACGCUACAUGAGAUUGCCCGCGACCCGCUCAUUGACCAGCGAUAAUGUCAUGAUGGAGGAAGAGGUGCGAAUGAGGUUCCGUCGACAACUGGAACCGUUGCAGGAGAUGAAAAGAAACACGACAACAUGUUUGGAUUCCUGUCGGAAAUGCGGAAAUGGUGGUCAACGCCUCUGGAUAAAGUCGCAGGCUUGGCACACAGUUGCUGCAUCUGGUGUGUCCCAAUAUACCGUGAAGAUCAGUCGGAAGAGGAGGCCUGGACAGCGCUUGUGAAUGCGAUGUCUGUUCGCAAACGGGCAUACUUGCUUUUCUUUUACCCUGAGCCUGGGGAUGGAGACAUAUCUUGGCGACCAUCGUGGAGGCAGGUAAUGGCGAAGCCGCUUCCUUCGCUUCGCCGGUACAGUGUAUUGCAAAAUAAGGUGGAACGCAUGGAGAAAGCAGAUGUCGAUGUAUACAAAGGACCCCGUAUCGACUCGGGUGAUGUGCCGAGGAUGGCCGACGGAUCACAGGACGGGACGCCUCAGCAGGGAGAGUUAGUCGUCAAGGAUGAUAGCGGGACUCUCCACACAAUCCAGAUCGUCGCUGACCAUGCGUAUCCAAUACUCGAUGGCGUAUAUACCCUGAUAGGUGGUAAAGCCAGAUUCGAUUAUCUGUCUGAGAAUUUCGAAUACGUCUACAUGAGAGACUGGGUAGUCGGGCGGUGGACACUGGAGGCAGGGCGGGAAAUUUGAGAAAUUGUCGGUGUUUAGUAUUGCGGACGUUGGAGAACGGAAGAAGCUUGAGAAGCUUAGAGUUGCAGAUCCCGGUGCUAAAACUGUUCUUAUUUGAUUCUAUCAGGUUUAAAGGAGGUCUAAUGGUAGUGAGAUGGGAUGGAGAAUAACGCUGUAUGAACCUGAGAGAAGACGGCGGUCAUGGAGCAUAACGAGGGCACUUACAUGCAGGUUGAUACUUCUCCAAUACUAUUCGCAUUUAGAUAUGGCUUAUCCGGUCAUACCCUCAUUUGCAUGAUACAUUUUAAAUAAUUGAACGACACGAGGAGGGCAAGUAGUAAUCAUCAUGGUCAUGGCACACCUGAAAGAAGUCUGGGACACCGGUGGAGUCGGGGCAUUUUAGUACGCUACCGUCGACGACGACAACUGGUAC
Messenger RNA from Desarmillaria tabescens, 1274 nucleotides. RefSeq lists its product as uncharacterized. The record is from RefSeq and is a predicted model, not a curated record. Bases 260 to 862 code for a protein of 200 amino acids. The transcript has a single exon. Lineage: Eukaryota; Fungi; Basidiomycota; Agaricomycetes; Agaricales; Physalacriaceae.